CUUGUCCUCCGCCAGUGUGGAUAGACUUCUCUGUUGUGCUAGGAGCUGGAAAAAGCAAAUUGUUGAGGCCCUCUGCUCUGUUGACUUAAAUAAUGACGUUUGAGUCCUCCUUCUAGUUGGUCGCCCUGCCCUGGGUUUUGCGGCGCCCGUGGGGACGGGGAAAUGCUCACAAGAGCUGGACGGCCCUGGUCUGAGAGCGGCGUGUGGAGCAGAGCAGCAGAGGGGAUGCUUCUGUCCUGCCCAUCUCCUCCUUCCCCAUGUCCUUCAGGGGCUCUCCCAUCCCGGCUGGGACUUUGGCAUCUUCUCAGGCAGCUCGUUGCUUCUCUCCUACCUGCAUUUGCUUCCGGGGGUCCAAUCCACUUUCCACGGAGCUCCCCUUCUCCUCUGCCUCGCAGCCUGCUUUAGACGGUCCCUGUUUCCUUUUCAGCCUCGGACUGUCCUCUGGGAAACUAAAGUUCUGCAGGAGGCCGAGCCACUGUCCUCUGGGAAACUAAAGUUCUGCAGGAGGCCGAGCCGCUCCUCCCUCGGAACGCCAAAGCCAGAAAAUUACCUGUGAAGCCCCCGUCUGAGGCCUCCUCAUGGCCGAGUGGAACGAGUGGAACGUGACGUCGUUGGUGGCCGAGGAGACCACCAACGCCUCCGCCGGGGGGAACGCCUCGGAGGGCGGCCUGCAGCGGCACAUCCCCGCCGUGCACUGGGUGAUCAUGAGCCUCUCGCCGCUGGGCUGCGUGGAAAACGGGGUUCUGCUCUGGUUCCUUUGCUUCCGCAUGAGAAGAAACCCCUUCACCGUCUACAUCACCCACUUGUCCAUCGCCGACAUCUCCUUGCUCUUCUGUAUUUUGAUCCUGUCGAUUGACUAUGCUUUAGGUUUCAGGCUCUCUUCUGGCCAUUACUACACCAAUGUCACGUUGUCGGUGACGUUCCUGUUUGGCUACAACACGGGCCUCUAUCUGCUGACGGCCAUCAGUGUGGAGAGGUGCCUGUCGGUCCUCUACCCCAUCUGGUACCGGUGCCACCGGCCCAAGCACCAGUCGGCAUUUGUCUGCGCCCUCCUGUGGGCGCUCUCUUGCCUCGUGACCAUCAUGGAGCAUGUCAUGUGCAUCAGCAGUGGAGAAGAGAGCCAGUCUCCAAGCGGCUGCAGAGCAGUCAUCAUCUUCAUAGCCGUUCUGAGCUUCCUGGUCUUCAUGCCACUCAUGGUGGCAUCCAGCACCAUCUUGGUAGUGAAAAUCCGGAAGAGCACGUGGACUUCCCAUUCCUCCAAGCUGUACAUAGUCAUCAUCGCCACCAUCAUCAUCUUCCUCAUUUUUGCCAUGCCCAUGAGGCUCCUGUACCUGCUGUACUAUGAGUACUGGUCGACGUUUGGGAACCUACACCAUAUCUCCCUUCUCUUCUCCACGAUCAACAGCAGCACCAACCCUUUCAUUUACUUCUUCGUGGGCAGCAGUAAGAAGAAGCGGUUCAAGGAGUCCUUGAAAGUGGUUCUGACCAGGGCUUUCAAAGACGAAACGCCGCCGAGGCGUGAGGAAGACAACUGUAACACCAUCGCAGUGGAGACUGUCGUCUAAGGACCGCAGAGGGAAACUGUGGGUAAGGACGGUUGAACACAGACCGUUUUUACUUUGUGCUUGGAAUACAGCUAAAGAACCUCCCAGAUACGAUACAGAAGGACACCCCAUCCCAUGUGCAUGAGAGAUUAACUAACGCUGAGGUUGUGCUCUUGUACUGUAUCUUCUGGAAAUGCCUAAAUACAUGCCGGACCUCUGUCCCAUCUGUACUUAGCAAAAGCUAUUUCUGUGCUUCUCAGCUCUUCUGGCAGCAUUUUACCAUGGACCAUACAAACUACUCUAGUAGGAAGAUUCACAGAUGUGUGCAGGAAAAGGUAACAGAUGUAUUUGUCGGAACUUGGGGGGCAGCUCGAUGUAGUGAGAAGAGCAAGGGUUGCUGCCUGGGUGACAUCAGGCAAGGGGUUUAACCUCUCGAAGCCUCGUUCUUCACUUACAAAAUGUCACAGUCAUAGUCUCUGCCUCCCAGGCCCGUUGUGAAGAUGAAAUGAGAAGAUAAGGUUUGCAAAGCACCUGGCACAUUGUUGAUGUUCAAUGAACAUCAGUCUCUCCUCACUCCUUUGAGUGGCAGACAAAAAUGUAUAUCUGUGUUUUGUAAAGCACACACACACACAAACACACACACACACAGCUCUAUCGUGUGUAAAAUUUGGUAUGUGUUUUAAAAUGUUGAGUGUAAAUUUACAAAGGUCUUCUUUUUGCUUGCAGCAUGAAAGCUUUUCAUGGCAUAACACCUCUAUUGAAAACAUUGGCUGAUGUUAUAAUCUCACCGACCACGUGUUAGAGCAUCAUCUUGGGUUGUGAAGAAAAACAUUUGGCCAUCAAUAGAGGAGUGUCUCGUGGCUUCCCUUCCCUCUUUGGAAAUACUAGAUGGAAUGAGAGUCUGUGUUUUGAAAUCCUUUGAUUGCAUAUAAUGUUCAGGAAUGAAACUGAAUUCAGGAGCUCACCAGGGUGAUUGUGCUUUUGAAGACCCCUCCCAUCCCAUGAACCGGUGAGUUAUUUACAGCCACGAAUUUCCCACCUGCAGCCAGAUGCAGGUCUCUGCACCCCAUUCCUGCCCUCCUGUAGCAUUUCUUUGCAUCAUUCCCGGGAGGAGACUCAGUGGCAGGGGCUAAUAAGAAGGUGGCCACAUAUUGGGGGAAUCUGGACGUUUUCCCUCGUGACAGAUCUUUUCACGACUUCCUCAGCAUCUUUACUCGGCACCCGCCCAGGAUGGGCUCUGCCUCUCACCUGCUGCCAGCUGCCAUCCUCAGACUGCGUGCCCCAGGUUUUAGCUGUGACACCCAUCUUGGCCUAGAGACUACGUUGUUAUGUUUGUUUCCUUCUGCCCUGUCCAGGAUUUCCAUGAAAACAACAAUGUUUCAUGAGAUUCUAUGGGGAGUACAGUUUCAAGUCCAUAAAUGAGCCCAUUCGUAUUUAUUUUAGCUGUUUGUUCUCCAAAAGGAUCAGAGGAGCUACAAUGAAAUGGAUCUUGGUUGCUUCCUGUCCAUUCUCUGUCCUCUUCCUUUUUCAAAAGAAAGGCUUGACCUUCACUGGGAAAGACCAGUGAGUCCCUCCCACUGAGCACGGACCCCACUGCCAGCCGAGCUUGGAUGCAGGAGCUUUCGGUGGGUGAUGACAUCUGAUUCAGGAACAAGGCAGCUUGCUUGCAGGAGCCCAGAUGGGGCGUGGAGUGAUGACAUUUAGAAUGAUCUUGUUUUGGGUUGAAAACAGAGCCUCUUCGCCGGGAAAGAGCAGAAUAUGGAGCUUAGAGUGAGUCCUCUCUGUUUCCCGUCGUCUCCCUUGAUGCUGCUCGCGGGCCCUGGGUCAGCAAGAGGAUAAACCUCAUCUCAUCCCAUGUGGGAGCUUGGUCUCAGAGAGGAGCAUGAAGAUUACAAGAUAUAGAGAAUUUCCGCCUAAGGAAAAUAUGUUGAACUAAUGGGAAGCCCCCAUUUAUCGCUUUUCUGCAGAUAAAGUGGGAAAAUUGAGUGUGAUAAUAAAUACAAAAAUUCUUCCAACCUUUUAAAGCAACGCCUUAAAAAGGGUAGGAUUCAGAGGUUAGCUCUCUCUUCCCCUAAACCCAUUCCCAACGUGAACUAUAAGGUUAAAACUACAACAAGAAGAUGUAAGUAAAUUUGUAAAUAUGGAGAGAAGACUAAAUAAGUUAUACCCUUUGGGCAUUUAGAUAAUUUGGCUAAGUCAUUGUUGGUUACUGGGUGGCAUUUCUGAGAAUUCUCCGCAGAUGGGGAGGAGAUUGCUGGGAUAUAACGCCAACCCUAAAGAAGAAGAAGGGUUUAUAGCAUUCACACAAGUGGCCUUCUCUGCAAAACGCCAUAAUGUGGACAAGGCAAAGAUGGGUGAAUGGAAGGCCCCAUCCUCUGUAAUAGGAGAGAACGACACACACACAACUACAGCUCCAAGCUGCACACAACUUUGUGUCGGGAGUGUUUGGCACAAGGUUGUGUGGCAGUUAAGAAAAAGACAAAAUCACAUUUUUUUGCAGUAAAAAAAGAAUGUUUCAUGGAGGUGCCCUUUGGGUUGGUUGCUUGAAGGCAGGUAGGAUUUCACAGAUUAAGGAGGGACAGAGGGGACCCCAGGCAGAGGAUGGCUAUAAGGGUAGGCAAGGACCCAGCAACCUGAGGAAGCAAGUCCAGUCAUUGUCAUCUCUGCUGACUGGUAGGAGAAGUGGUCCCCGGGGACUCAGCCUGUGUGUGCGACCACCUCCCUCCUCCCUCCUCUCUUUGUUGUGAUUAUCUUUGACCUUCUAGCACCACAUUCUUCAAGUUCCUUGGAACCAGGCUCCGGGCUUUCUCUCCAGGCCAUGCUCACCGUCAUCCAGCGCUGCCCACGCCUGGCCCUUCCGAGUCUCGUCCCCGCAAGUCUGCCGCCGUCCCCCAACCCCUGUCUGAACUCAAGUGGCCUGCAGCCCUGCUCCUUUUUGAACUAUACUUUGGGUCUUAUUGCAACCUGAAAUCGAUCCUCUUGUUAAUAGAAAGACCAAACUCUGUCGAAUAUGUUAAAGAGAUUUAUUCUGAGCCAAAAGAUGAGUGGCUGCAGCCCAGAGAUACCCAAACCCAAGAAACCUAGAGUAAGUGGCCCCGAGGUUACAGUCAGGUUACAGUUUGGUUUUAUAUACUUCAGGGAGGCAGGAAUUGUAGGUUAAACCAUAAAUCACUACAUGGAGGGUGUACAUGAGUUUGGCCCAAAAAGGGGGAUAUCUUGAAGCAGGGGCUUACAAAUCAUGGGUGCAUUUAGAGAUUCUUUAAUUGGCAAUUGGUUGAGAGAGUUAAGCUUUGUCUACAAAUUUGGAGUCAGUAGGAAGAAAUGCUUAAGUUAAGAGGAGGGGGUCUGUUGUCUGUCAUGUGAUGCCAUGCCAGUUUCUUACAACAUGCUGAUUGUGUUCUGAAAAGAAGCCUGAGAAUGAGCUUUUCCAACAGGCCAAAAAUCAACUGUUGAGUUCUCAUUUGUUUAAAAUAAUUGGCAAGUGGUUGAAAUCACAGUAAAUUUUGGUAAAAACAAAAUAAAAAUAUAUUUUUUUCAUAAUUCUAAUUUCACUUUUUUUCCAGGAUUUUAUAUGAAAUUGUGGCUCUAAUAUUAACAAGAUUAUUUUUAACAAACUUUACUAAAACCAGUCAUCCCUGGAUAGCAAGAUCCUCUUACACUAAAUAUUUAAAAAUGUAUACAUAUGAGUGUUAAUACGACGAGUUGAAUUUCCAAAGCAGGUUCUAUGUGAAUUACAGAUCUUACCCAACACAAAACUAAUGAUUCAAAUGAUAAGAGGCACGUGCCAGGCACAAAUGAAACAUUCUUUUCUGGAGGAACCCAAAACUUUUAAUUGUUUCUAUCUCUUUGUCAAUUUUUCAUUUCAUUUCUGAAUUUUCCAAAUUUCAUUUAGUUUUCUAUCUGUAUAUUCUUGUGAUUCCCUGAAAAAUUUUAAGAAGAUUAUUCUGAUUCUCUGUCUGACAUUUCAUAGAUCUUUAAUUCUUCUGGGUCCAUUGCUAGAAUUUUGUUGUUUUCUUUUGGUGGUGUCAAAUUUCCCUGAGUUUUCAUAAUCCUUGAAUCUUUAUGUUGAUGCCAGUGCAUUUGAGAAGACAGCCAUCUCUUCUAGUUUUUGCAGGUGUUCUUUGGUGGUGUCAGAGUGUUACUGGUUAGUAUCAGAACUUAAACACUGCUCUGUUGUUGCUUUCCAUUCUGGGAAGGACUUAUAGUGAGCGCCAGAACCAAAACGCUGUGCUGAAACUAAUUUGUUGUCCUGCCAUUGUUUCCUGGUCUGGGGAAGACUUACAGUGAGCACUGGAACUUAAACAUUGCCCUGGAACUAUAUUGCAGCCCUGCCAUUGUUUCCCUUUCUGGGGAAGAAUUAAGUGGGCAUCAGAACUCAAUCCUGACCUUCUAGUUGUUUUUGGGCCAAGAGGAAGGCUUGUUGAGCAUCUGGGCUUUGUGGGAAAUGCAGCCAGGCAUUUGGACCUUCCUGAGAACUGUGCCCCUUGCAGUGCUCAGGUGCCAGCCAGUCUCUUCAACAUGGCACCCCUGCCAAUCAGAGAACAAAGCAGCCACCAAGGUCUGUGCACCACUUGCUGGAACCAGUGCUCCAUUCUUUGUCCCAAAUUCACCUCAGGUGGUUCAGUGCCUCCUGGCACUCCCAGUGGUUCCUGUGGGACGGACCAGAGUGGGCUUCCCAUGGAGAUUCCCAGGCCAAUGAGGAGGUUGAGUGUUCGCCUGCAGUUCUCUCCUCUCACUCCGAAAACCAUGGGUCUGGGGAAAUUCUCUGUGAGUGGCGUCAUGCCAGCUUGAGGGUGGGCUGAAGCCUAAGAUGACCAGUUCUGUUACUGGCUGUGGCUUCUCUUGAUUCCGUGGGCCCAGGGGGUGUUUCUCCACUUUCCCCGAAGUGCUGGUGAAUUCAGGGUGGUAUUCUUGUCUCUGAAUCCUUUCUAGCUGUAGUUUUGUGGAGGUAGUGAUUCCAGAGAGUCUUCUAUUCUGCCAUCCUGCUGAUGUCCCCCAAAUUUUAAGAUUCAUCCCCCCAAAAUAUCCCAUUCUCCUACAUUGGAACAUAUUUUAGUUUCAGAUUGACUGAUGAGUUUUGAACAAUGUAUAUAGAUAUGUUAUUCUCAAAGGAGGCUGGUUAAGUCUGGCGGCGCCUCUGUUUGUACUCUGUUAAAAUUACACAGGCGGAAAAUGCUCAUGUGACUACCUGCCCCCCUUCUCCUGCCUUCCAUGCCCCGUAAAUUGAUAAAACCCAAACGUAUAUGCAAUAAACAAUCUCGACAGAUCAGGUGUAUUCUACUGGAAACAGGACUAGUUCUCUGAAUGUGUCAUUUUUACAAAGCAGUCUGACAGAGCCCUUCAGCAUCUGUGCAAGGAGCCUGGGUUGAGGUUACGCACGGGAGAAGGGAGUCCUCAGGGAAGGAGUGAGUUGCAGGUUUGAUGCUAACAGCUCCUGGAGGUACCUUCAGCCAACACCAGGCUGUCAAUGUCUGAGGCAGGAAUCUUGCUGGGGGAGAGGGAAGAACCCAUACUCGGUGAGGAGGACUAGCAGCCUGGCUAUCUGCUCAGGAACUGUUCAGGAGCCAACAGGUUAAUCUCUGUGACCCUUGGUUACCAUCUCUGUAUAACUGGUGACUUAGCUGGAGCUCCAACCAAAGCAGAUCCCAAAACAAGGAUUUGGUGCAAGUAAUUUAUUUAGCUGCCAUCCUGAGAAACCAGGAGAGAGUAGGAAAUUUGGUGGGCAGGAAAAGGAGAAAGUCAACAAAGGGUGAGUUAAGGAGCAUAGGGGCCCAGGACAGUGAGGACCCACCUCAGAGCUGUCCUCCUGGAGGGGUGAGGGAGCUACGGUGCUGACGCCCCACCACUUGCCUGUCCCCUACUGUGGAGGGUCACCUGCCUGGCUUCAACUCCCAGCUCUCCCAGGACUGUCCUGUGCUCAGGCUGAGCAUGGCCCGUGGUGGAGAAUACCUUGAGGCAGAGAGACACAGGGGCUGUGGGUAGACACAGCAUCUACCCACCUGCAGGUGACCUUGGGGCUGGCUUCAUGGCUGACCAACAGCAUCUGUGACAAGGAGGAAAAAAUAACCUACCCCACAGAGUAGCUGCACUGAGUAAGUGAAAUAAUGCCCGUGGACACCCUGUGUGAACCAUAAACCAUCAAUCAAAUGUUAGUUAUUG
This is a messenger RNA of Microcebus murinus (gray mouse lemur), 7703 nucleotides long. The record is from RefSeq and is a predicted model, not a curated record. Lineage: Eukaryota; Metazoa; Chordata; Mammalia; Primates; Cheirogaleidae.